This is a messenger RNA of Cinara cedri, 2753 nucleotides long. NCBI's taxonomy places the organism in Eukaryota, Metazoa, Arthropoda, Insecta, Hemiptera, Aphididae. The record is from the annotation of a GenBank genome assembly.
AUGGACGACAUACCAUACAUAGAUGAUGAUGGUGCCAUAAAUGACUUCAAUUGCAUACCAGGUGACAUGAACUACGGUAGUAAAAAUGAUUACGACGGUAUUUGGAAUUUAUAGAAGCAAGAAGAGCCAAUGUUAAAAAAAUUAUUGUUCAUAAAAUUUAUAUGCAUUUUCCCUAGAGAUAUUGGGAAAUAAAAUUUAUUUUAAUUUUUUUUUUUUUGAUAUUGGCACUUUUGGCACCCAGCAACAAACACGAGUAUCCUUUUAUGUUAUCCAAUUGCUGAUAAUUUUGUCGUUAUUUAUUAAUUUUAUUCAAUCGGGUUUGGUGCGAGGGCAACACAUUUGUAAACAAAUAUAAAGUCUUUAUAUUCCUCACACUAUUGGACAAAAAUAAAUAUAAAAUAUAUUAUGUCUCUGNAGGAUCGAAAGUUUUAGCGUAAUACUUUUAGAAAGUAAAUCAAAUAUGCAACAUAAACUAUACUUUCUAAAUUUUUCCAUUUCAUCUAUUUUUUUAGUAGAAAACGUAGUUCGUAUUUGAAUUAAAUAAUGAAAUCCUAAAAUUGUAUGUUUUCCUACGUUUUUUUUCCCAAUUGAGUGUUUUAUAUGAUACCAUAAUACUUUACUAUAUACAGAGUGAUUCAUUAAACCCUGCUCAUCAAAACUCUUGGGAAAAAGUACUAUUAGUAUUUAAUAAUUAACUAUUGUAAUAAGUAGUUUUUUAGUGGUGAACUAUUUAAUAACGUAUAGUAUACUAUUACAAUAAGAAGGUUUGGUUUAUCGUUGUUAACAGGUAUUCAUUAUAUCAAGUAUUGUGUCUCCCAAAAGACAUUAGGCGUUGGUAAGGUUAGGAAAUUCCGUUCAUCUUAAAUUUAAUGUUAUGUUUUAUGAUUGUAUUUAAUAAAUACUGCAAAAUAAAGAUCGCUUAAUUUAUUAAAAAAUAAAAAUAACAUAUUUAAAUUUAAAAUGCUCUAAUAAAAUAAUUGCAUUUAUUCUGUGGUAUACCAUACGUAUACCACAUAUAUACCACGUAUAUUCAAUAUUAAUUUAUCCAAUACGAAAUGUAUAUAUUUUAUAAAUUAUGUAAAAAAAAGUGCGGUCAUUUUUAAAAUUAAACGACUAACACAGUGUUAAAAAGAUCUGUCAACAUACAAUAAUUAAAAAUAUGAACUAAAAAUACAGUACUGACCUCGAUAACAUACAAGGGGGUGCUGUGUAUAAAUAUUGAUAAACGAUUUAUUUAUCGGAAUGCAUAGACAGCUUGAUACAUCAAGCAGCGGAAAUUAAAAGACUACAAGUGCUACUGCCACAGAAUGCGUAUACUUUAUUAACAAUGUUAUGAAAUAACUUAAAUCUAAGGAAGCAAAACAGAAAAAUGGUAUACAAUUUACUUAUAACAAUUGUUUUAUGAAACAUAUUUCACUAACUUGAAAAGUUCAUUAUUUGGUUCAUUCAGAUUCAUUCAAUUACUUUCAUAAAAACAAAUUCUGUUAUGUUACAUUAAUCGAUACAAUGUAGCACGAAAAGUGUAUCUGAAGAGUGAAUAAAAGGUUGUGAAUAUUAGUUCCGAAAAUCACAAGUGAACUCACCUAACUCGAUAAUAAUUGCCUAUGUAAUUUUCCUGUUUAAUCUAUUUUUUUUCGUAGUGGAAAUACCUGUCAAGACAGGAGUUGAUAUGGAGAAGAAGCCGUCACAUGAACAAUUGAAAUUACAAGGUGAAUUAAACUCUAUAAUAUAAAAACUAUAUUGCAUAUAAAGGUGUCCCAAAAAGAUAUACCAAUUGUAAUAUCUCCGGAGAAAUUUUAAAUUACUCAAUUGGAUGAAGACUACAAAUAUUAUGUUGCAGUUCAUUUUUUAUGUUUCAGUAAACAUAAAACAAAAUAACGUUUUAUUUUUUUUAAAAUUUGAUGAAAAAAGAAUAAAGAUAUUUUGACAAAUAGAGUUUGUCAGUGAAAGAGUUCAGAAAAAAUUAACUAUACUGUAAUCGUAUUCUUUAAUUUAUUUUUAAUAUUACAAUUAAUCGACUGUUAACUUCAUUAACUGACAUUCAAUUUUUUUUUAAAAAACCGAGAACUUAAUGAAAAAAAAAUGUUGAUACGUCAAAAUUUUCGUAAGAAUAAACUCUGUAAAAAUAGAUUUCUUCAAUUUUUUUAAAAAUAAUAAUAUAAAAAGUUAAGUUUUUAAAUUUUGUGCUAAAACAUAAAUAUUUAUUGAUAUAUAAUAUUAAAUUAUAAAAAUUGAAACAAAGUCUUUAUUCCGAUGAGUAAUAUAUAAAAUACAGAAUGUGAUUAUCUUGAUUAUGUACGGAAAAAAUUAUUUGGAUACACUGUGGUUGCGGAUUUUUGAAUGGUGACAAUUCAUAUAUUUUGAACAUAAAAAUUGCUUAAUUUCUUAUUUCAGUCUUAAUUUAUACUUACAGAAUUAGUGUGCACAGAUAACGGGAAUUAUAUGAAGACACAUCUGAAAUAUGAAUCGAAAAUUUGUAAAGAAAUUACAGGGAUGAUAGGCACUCCAAUGGAAAACAAUAUCCUGAUAUCUCCUUUAGAUAAACAUGUUUUCGACACUCAAGAUAAACAUAAAGGUAAUCCAAAAUAACACUGUAUUAACAACUUAAUUUUAAAUUAAAAAUGUGUUAUUUUUUUCAAUUUAAUACAAUUNUUGUAAAGAAAUUACAGGGAUGAUAGGCACUCCAAUGGAAAACAAUAUCCUAAAAUCUCCUUUAGAUAAACCUGUUUUCGACACUCAAGAUAAACAUAAAG